CCGGUGUUUUUCGCCCCCACGUAACCGCAGCAUGAUGAACGCCGCUGCCGGAGCGGUGGCCCGCAGGAUGCCGUCCGCGGGGCGGCGGAGCGGCUGCUGGAUCGCGUGGUGUCACGCGGUUCUGUUCGGCGUGUCGGCGCUGGUUAUCGUAGCCGAGCGGAGCGCGCUGAUCUACUGUAUAGGGUUCUACCUGUGGAACGAGGAGACGCAGUGGGCAGGCCUCACACUCGGGCUCUUCCUUCCGGGGACAGCGGUUCAGCUGCUGAGUGUGAAGUGGUACUAUGAUGAUGGUGACGACAGGCGAUGCUACCUCUCUGUCAUACACAUCCUACACCUGGGCAUCUUCAAAAGGUUGUGGGACUGCAUGAAGUCUGUUUUGCGCAGGCAGGGCUCUGUGGCUGAACUUGGGGUAGUUGUCAUGCAGCAGGCAGAUGUUGCUGCCCUUUGGGUUCUGGAGGCUCUUGUCCUUACUCUGCCUCAGAGCCUGCUGCAGGCAUACGUUGUAGUGUCCACUGACGUGGGUAUCACAUCGCCAGGCAUCAUGGGACAGUAUGACUCUUCCCACCUCUGUGCUGUGCAGCUUUCUUCUUGGUGCCACCUCCCUGGUCCUGUACUAUCGGUUCCUCCAUCCCAAAUCCACAGAGAUCUCCCAGGGAGCUAGCCGGCACCACAUGGGAAGCACCUGCAUAGAACAGGGCGAGUCCUCCUUCUCUCUUGGAGACAAAAGCUUGCCCCCUCCUUCCAGCCAAACCCACGGCAGCUUUUCCCUUUCGGGUGUGGCCGGCUCUCUGCUCGAGCAUCCAGGAAACUGUGAGGGCCGGUCCAACAGCUCCUGCCCCUGCUACCACCACCACUGGCUCCUGAUCCGCCUGGCGCUGAAAACGGGGGAUCUUGGUAAAAUCAACCGGGCGUACGGAGCUGGAGGAGCGGCGGCGAUCCUCGACAUGGACGACAACCACCAGGAGUUCAAAAGCAACGACGCCAUCACCAUCACGGCUGGGGGCAGCUGUGACGCCGUCUCCACCUCGGAGUCCCAGGGGAGGGGCCUGGCGCCCCUCUCAGACUGCAAGGACGAGUUCCAGAGCAUAAGUGAACCCACGUCGACCGAACACCCCGACGAAGAGGAGGAGAGUCUGGAGAUGGAGAGCCCGAUGGAGUCGCCUGCAUCGGACUUCAAACGCAGCUCACCUGAGGGCAAAUCCGUGUUCGGGGACAGUCCAGAGCCAUAUUUCUGCCCCACAGAGUCAAGCUCAACUUUAUACUUCAGCGCUGAUCCGCAGUCUCCCAGCAGUGCCAGUAACCCCCGCUUGGACAGCCUCGAACUCGGAGGUCGCCUCAACUCCAUCCCCAGUGACCCGGCGCUUCACAGGGACGUGCGUGGACUCAUGGGCCGCGUGGGGCAACGCUGCAUUUCCACUCCCAAAUUGGACUUGGGAGUGUCGGACUCCAGCGUCCCUCAUCUCACAGGGCCGAGGAGACAGCUCAUCAUGUCUCGAAGAGAUGAGGAGGAACUCUUCUAGACACAUCAGGGAGCAAAAUCGAGCACAGCCGUGUCAUCAUCUGCUCAGCGUUAUAGUACCAAACUUACACCUCAAAUACCAAUCAAAACUGCAUUUAGAAAAAUCUAAAUAUAUCCUUCCUAACGUAUUGCUUUAGUGCAGGGUCUGCAACCUUUCACAAUAAAACCCAAAAAGCCACAACGUCUCACUUAAUUGUUAAAAAAAUUAACAAUAUGUUAUCAUUUUUGUCAAUUAAACAUUAAAUGUAACUUGAAUAUUACAAUAAUUAAAUUAUAACAUUCUCUAUAUCUUUAUAUAUAUAUAUAUAAACAGUUGCAACUUAUUUUAUUUUUAACAACAGCACACACUAGUUCCUUUCAAAAUAAAACCCGCCCUGGGUCAUAAAGGUCUUUUACUUCAAUUAAAAAAUGCAAGAAACAUGAGGUUUUUAUCAUGAGGAUUUUGGUGUUCCGCCAUCAUUUUCUUCCCCUUUUCUGUCUCAUAUAAACACUAUUUUAGUAUUAGCUAUUUAUUAAAAAGUAAAAAGACAUUUAGCAUAAACAGAGCUUUUUAUUGUCAUUCUCUAAGAUUUUUUUUGAGGCACAAAACUUAAACUGCAAUUGUUCAAAACUUUAACCACUUUAGCGUAAUUUACCUAAAUAAAACAACGUUUGGUCACUUUAUUUGACUGACUAUAAAUUAAAAACACAAAUUUAAAGAACAUUUCUACAGAAUUAUUGACAGUAAAUUAAACUUUUUUGCUUAGUUGUUUGACAUGUUAAAAAUCUAAACAGAAAUGACAAAACCUAAAUAACUAAUCUAUUAUGUAUUCAUCCAUUAGCAUUUUACAUUGAAGCUUGAGGGCCCCAAUAAAGGGAUAAAAGAGCCACAUGUGGCUUUAGAGCAGGGAUGUCAAACUCAAUCGCACAAAGGGACAAAAUCCAAAACAAACAGGAUAAACAUUUAUUGAACACUCUAAAACAAAAUUUUUAAAACUUGAAAACUCUAACUUUUUAAUAUAAUUAUGAACUAGAUAUAUAGAAUUACCUGCGAUGCUAGUAUGAAUGCUGUAAACUGAAUUUGGCCGCUGAAGAAGCUACUGCUAAUAGCUAAGGAUGCUGAAAAUGAUAGCUAAAAACACUGAAACGCUAAAGCUAAUAGCCAGUUAAAAUAUUAGCUAAAUGCCGAAUUAGCCUUAAAAAAAACAGGUUAGCCAAAACAGCUAGCAUAUAGCUGGA
Molecule: messenger RNA, 2737 nt
Organism: Oryzias melastigma (Indian medaka)
Lineage: Eukaryota; Metazoa; Chordata; Actinopteri; Beloniformes; Adrianichthyidae
Gene: xkr5a
Product: XK related 5a
Biological process (GO): engulfment of apoptotic cell; phosphatidylserine exposure on apoptotic cell surface; apoptotic process involved in development
Cellular component (GO): plasma membrane
Source: RefSeq, a predicted model, not a curated record